UCUCUGGGCGAGAAGGCGUCGAUGAUGGCCUCCACUUUUACCGACGUUGUGAAGCAGGGAUACGUAAGGAUUCGAAGCAGACACUUUCGGAUCUACCAGAAGUGCUGGUUGGUCUUAAAGAAGGCAUCCAGCAAAGGUCCAAAAAGACUGGAGAAGUUUCUGGAUGAACGAGCAGCACGCUUCCACUGUUACCACAAGGUAACGGAGCUGACAAACGUCAGGGAUGUGAAACGGCUCCCCAAGGGCGUGAAGAAGCAUGUGGUUACCGUGGUUUUCAAUGAUGAUUCCUCAAAAACUUUUGCAUGUGAGUCAGAGUUAGAAGCCAACGAAUGGUGCAAACUGCUGUAUGUUGAGUGUUUUGAAAUCAAAAUGAACGAGAUGAAGUUGGCAGAGCCGGAUUUGCUGGCACCUGGUGUCUACAGAGAUGGAAGCGAGCAAUUCCACGUGUUCCUGAUGCCCUGCCAUAACCUGGAUUUCCACGGAGAGUGCGUCCUGCAGAUCACCGCGGAGAACAUCUCCUUGUGGAACGCGCUCGACCCGGGGCUCAAGAUCGUGUCCUGGCCGCUGACGGGCCUUCGCCGUUACGGGCGGGGCCACACGUGGUUUACCAUCGAGGCCGGGAGGAUGUGUGACACAGGGGAGGGCCUGUUCACCUUUCAGACCCGUGAGGGAGAGGUCAUCUACGGGAAGGUCCACGCGGUGGCUGUGUCUGCAGCAGAGCGACACGGCUGGUCGAAUAUCAUGUCUGCAAACACUGGGACACCCAGAGAGAGAUCAUCUCAGCGCCUGGGAACCCGAGCAACGCCCAGACUGCAGUUCACUUAACCG
Molecule: messenger RNA, 828 nt
Organism: Scleropages formosus (Asian bonytongue)
Lineage: Eukaryota; Metazoa; Chordata; Actinopteri; Osteoglossiformes; Osteoglossidae
Product: docking protein 5-like
Exons: 7
Coding region: 22-825 (267 amino acids)
Biological process (GO): cell surface receptor protein tyrosine kinase signaling pathway
Cellular component (GO): cytoplasm
Source: RefSeq, a predicted model, not a curated record